AUGGCUUCCUCGGGUCAGUCAGAUCACACCACUGAGCUGCAGCCUCUGCCAGCUGCAACCCCAAAGUCGGAAUCCGUACGAGACGGCGGUGAUGCCGCAUCCUCAUCUCGAGACUCCACUUCUCCGCUAGAUAUAGCGAUGCCUGUGGUGGAAAAGUGGAACAGCAACCCAACAAACACCUGCCGCCUGCUCGCCACAUUCUGGGCCUUUAUGGUAAUGGGCGGAAAUGAUGCCGCGUACGGCCUCGAAACCUACUAUGGCCUCAAUUACACCAUCGUCUCCUUUGUCUUUUUCUCGCCGUUGGGCGGCUAUGCAGCCGCGGCUCUCCUAAACAACUGGAUCCACAACCGCUUCGGCCAACGGGGUGUCGCCUUCCUCGGUCCCUUCUGUCACCUCAUCGCAUACAUAGGCAUCGCAACUCACCCGCCCUACCCAGCCCUCAUCGUGUUCUUCCUCAUCGCCGGCUUCGCCAACGGCAUCGAGGACGCGGCAUGGAACGCGUGGAUCGGCAAGCUGGCGAAUCCGAACGAGCUGCUGGGCCUGCUUCACGGCCUGUACGGUGUCGGCGCCGUGCUGUCGCCGCUGAUCGCCACCAGCCUGAUCACAAAGGCUGGCUGGGGCUGGUGGAGCUUCUACUACCUCAUGGUCGGUGCCGCCACUCUUGAGCUCACGACCUCGGUGGCCGCAUUCUGGGGCGCCACGAGCCUUCACUUCAAGGCCACAACCGCUGCCCGUCCUCCUUCGAAUGACAACAACGGCAGCAGCAAUAGCACGACAAAAGACGACAGCAACAGCAGCGGCAGCCUGCUCAAGGAAGCGCUGCGCUCGCGUGUCAGCUGGGUGGCCGCCAUCUUCCUGCUCGGCUACGUCGGCGUCGAGGUGGCACUGGGCGGCUGGAUCGUGGUCUUCAUGACGCGCCAGCGCGACGGCGGCGACUUCGAGUCGGGCAUGGUGGCCACGGGUUUCUGGAUCGGCAUCACCGCCGGCCGCGUGGCGCUGGGCUUCGUCACGCCGCGCAUCGGCGAGAAGCUGGCCGUCGCCAUCUACGUGCCCGCCGCCAUCGGCUUCCAGCUCCUCUUCUGGCUCGUCCCGCAGUUCGUCGUGUCCGCCGUCGCCGUCGCCGUCGAGGGCUUCUUCCUCGGCCCGCUCUUCCCCGCCGCCGUCGUCGCCACGACGAAGCUGCUGCCCGCCCACCUGCACGUCUCGGCCAUUGGCUUCGCCGCCGCCUUCGGGGGCAGCGGCGCCGCCAUCUUCCCGUUUGCGGUCGGCGUGCUGGCCCAGACCAAGGGCGUGCAGGUGUUGCAGCCUGUCAUCGUCGCCCUGUUGGCGGCUUUGUUGAUCGUUUGGGCGAUGAUGCCGCGCAUGCACAAGACUAGGAGUACGGCCGACGAGGAUGCUGAGGAGGGUAACGUUAGUAGCACUGGCCGGAAGUCCGGUUCGGUGUGGAGAAAUGUCAGCUCGUACACGACGCGCUCGCGAAAGGCGUGUGCGACGGUGUUGAAAGUCAGGUAG
Diplodia corticola is the source of this 1512-nucleotide messenger RNA. RefSeq names its product major facilitator superfamily. The record is from RefSeq and is a predicted model, not a curated record. Gene Ontology annotation, biological process: transmembrane transport. The coding region runs from base 1 to 1512 and encodes 503 amino acids. Gene Ontology annotation, cellular component: membrane. Gene Ontology annotation, molecular function: transmembrane transporter activity. The transcript has 2 exons. NCBI's taxonomy places the organism in Eukaryota, Fungi, Ascomycota, Dothideomycetes, Botryosphaeriales, Botryosphaeriaceae.